Messenger RNA from Eufriesea mexicana, 849 nucleotides. RefSeq names its product forkhead box protein J1-B. NCBI's taxonomy places the organism in Eukaryota, Metazoa, Arthropoda, Insecta, Hymenoptera, Apidae. Gene Ontology annotation, biological process: regulation of transcription by RNA polymerase II. Gene Ontology annotation, cellular component: nucleus. The coding region runs from base 1 to 849 and encodes 282 amino acids. The record is from RefSeq and is a predicted model, not a curated record. Gene Ontology annotation, molecular function: DNA-binding transcription factor activity, RNA polymerase II-specific; RNA polymerase II cis-regulatory region sequence-specific DNA binding. The transcript has 3 exons.
AUGGUGAAAAUGAAGGCAGAAUCGAUCGACAGUGAAAAAGCAACGAGACGUGGUUCGUCAGCUAUGAGGGAAAAUAUGCAUAAUGACGAUUAUGGUGUUGAAGCAGAAUUGACGAGCCUUUCAUGGCUGCAGUCGUUGGACAUUACGAGUGCUUCUAGUUUGCCAACACCACCCUGUUCUCCAUCACCACCGCCUGUAACGCGACAACCAAGGAAGAAGCUUUCACCCCUGAUUAAGGCCGAAUUAGAUCUAGCUGCAAAUGCAGAGAAGUAUCGGACUGAUCCCGACGCCAAACCGCCAUUUUCAUACGCCACGAUCAUUUGCCUGGCGAUGCGUGCGAAUAACAACAAGGUGUCUCUCUCCAACAUAUACGCGUGGAUUCGAGAAAAUUUCUUAUUUUAUAAAUACGCCGAUCCAGCUUGGCAGAAUUCGAUUCGACACAAUUUGUCGCUGAACAAAUGUUUCGUAAAAUUACCACGUUCGAAGGAUGAGCCUGGCAAAGGUGGUUUCUGGAAGUUAGACCUCGAAAGGAUGGAAGAGGGCAAAAAAUCAAAGCGACGCGCGACCAUGUCCCAACGGAUUCGCGGAUCAAAGAAGGUAACAUCUGGGAAGACGAUGGUAACGAACAAUGUACAAAGCAAUGGUGCCCCAUCGAUCAAUUGUCCGUCCACGUUGUACGAGACUCCUCCGAGUAGCGUAUCUCCCCCGAUUCCAGACUGUCUUUCGGAAAUUCCUGACUCUACUCAAGUUAGCCUAAGCGAGGAUGACCUUACUGGUUUGCUAAUCGCUACUGCGGGCUGGGAUGAAAAUCAGCUAGAUCUCUUGGAUUCCCUGCUCGACACUCUUUAA